CUGAAAAGUGAAGUUUCGGAAUUUCCGAAAUUAACGAAACGUAAUAAAUUGUUAAUAUUGUGUUUAAUUAUUUACAAUUAUCAUAAAUACUUUGUAAUUAUAUAUUUAGUUUUUAAUCAUUAAGCCUCUCUUGUGUGAUAAUCCUUCGUUUUACAUUGGCAACUUUUUAAUUAAAAUUUUCACAACACUCAAAUGAAGAAUUGAAUUUGUUUAUUGUUUAGGUUGUGCAAUUUGUCACCAUGUUUUCUAAUCUUAAUAAAAGUACCUUCGGGACUUCUACUCCUGGCACUUCAUUUGGUUUAGGUGCUUCAACAUCCAAUACUAGUAGUCCAUGGGGUAGCACCGGCAGUAAUCAACUUUUUGGCAAACCAGCAGCACCAGCGUUUGGACAACAACCAUCUACUUCGUUUGGUCAACCGUCUACCUCUUCUAACACCAUGUUCCCUUUUUUCUCUCAGUCCAAUUCUUCAGGUUUUGGUUCAAAUACUUCUAAUCAAUCAACCUUCGGAUCAAAUGUGUUUGGCCAGCAACCAGCCACCACAAACCUCUUUGGUUCCAACACUUUUGGACAACAAAAACCAACAGGUUUUGGUUUUGGGACACAAAGUCAACAGCAGCCGAAUCUGUUUGGACAAUCGAGUCAACCGCAAAGUUCUCUGUUCCAGUCAACAGGUUCCUCUAACUUAUUCAGUGGUAGCAGCGCAUUCGGUCCUACUACCACAAUGGGUACAGGUACCACAAUUAAGUUUUCUCCAGUGACUGGUACAGAUACUAUGCAGAAAGGUGGUGUUACAACCAGUAUUAAUACCAAACAUCAUUGUAUCACAUGUAUGAAAGAAUAUGAAAACAAAUCUUUUGAAGAACUCAGACUGGAGGACUAUCAGGCUAAUAGAAAAGGUCCCCAGUCGCAAUUCAAUUCCACUCCAUUUGGAGGUACUUCUUCGAUGUUUGGCGCACAAGCAGAAAAUAAACCAGCAUUUGCUCCUUCUACUGGUUUUGGACAAAUGGGUGGAACAGCUUUUGGGCAGCAGUCAACUGGUUUCGGUCUAACUUCUCAGCCAUCUACGUCUAACAGUAUAUUUGGGAAGCCACCUGCUUUUGGUGCCACUAGUUCCACAACCACUACAUUUGGAGGCUUCAAUACUCCUGCCACAACCAAUGCUUUUGGCGCAAAUCAGAAUAAGACAUUUGGGGGUACUGGUACAACGUCACUAUUUGGUAGCACCCAGACUCAGCAACAGUCCUCACCUUUCGGAAGCAAUCUUUUUGGUCAGAAUAAUCAGAAUACUACUGGGAGCUUCUUCAAUAAACCUACACUUACAACAGGUGGCGUUUCUGGGGGAUUUUCUUUUAACCAGACCCCUGCCACUACUCCAAGUAAUCUAUUUCAGCUAUCAAAACCUGCGUUUGGCGGUAUGGGUCAAACGAAUACUACGGGAACCUUUGGACAAACACCUGCAUUUGGUCAGACCAACCAGCAAAGUACCUUUGGCAGUAAUACCUUUGGGAAGCCCUUAACAUUUGGACAAAAUCAAAAUACAUUUCAGCUAGGAGGUCAAACCAAUUUAUUCAAUAAUAAUCAACAAAAACCUGGAUCUAUCUUAGGUAGCGGUGGAGGACUUUUUGGUACAAACACUUUUGGAACAAAUUCUUCUUCAACGUUCCCUCUACUUCAGACAAACACACAAGUACCUGGCCAAGGACUCUCAACAGAAAGUAAUCAGGAUAAGGGACUACCCUUGCUUGCCACAAAUCAGUUUGGUCAUAUGUCUUUCUUAAAAGGACUUUUACCUAUUGACAAACCCUCGUCUCCUACAUUGUACACUACAAACCCUAUGGAAAUAAAGAAAAUGCUGGAAAACAAUAAAAAAGUAGAUGAAAAUACCAACAUCAAAGUUAAAUUAAAACUUGGACCACCUAAAACACAAAAGAGCAACCUGUUUGAGGAAGGAACUGACGAAGACAGUACAAAACUUUAUAAGACAUCUUGUAAGCGUUUAGUGUUGAAGAAAAAACUAGAAGACUCGAAACAAAGUAUUUUCGAAACAAAUUCCCUUUGCAACGAUUUGUCCCUGAAAGAGUCUGAUGCUACACAAGGAAAUAUUUCCAACUUGAAUACAACAAAUAAUAAUAGUGUUUUAUUAGGAGAUAACAGUUUUACCUUGGGACUGACUGAAAAACAGAAAAUGGACCUGAAAUAUAUGAAUGAAAAAUUUGCUUCGAAGAAAACUUUAGAUAAAUCACUUACUUUCAAUGGCUCCAUGAACGAAUCUAACAAUGCAUUAAAUUGUACCAAGUCUGAUAUUGUAGUUAAUAUAGGAGAUGUGCCUAACGGCUUUGAGGAACAUAGGAUUAGUACUCCUCAAAUAAGUACAAUUACCUCAGCUUCAGAAAAUGGCAACAUUAAAAGUCCGUUUACAUUACAUGUAUCUUCAGAAGUUGCACCAAACGAUAAUGCACCAUCACAAGACCAAGCAACUAGAAAAGUUGGUCCAUGUGGAAUAAUAUUGACUAGAUCUGAAUAUUAUACUUUGCCGUCCAUAGAAGAUCUGGAUAAUAUGGUUAGCGAAGAUGGAAAAUGUAUGAUUAGAGGUUUCACUAUCGGACGUCGAGGUUAUGGAAAUGUCUACUUCCCCGAUGAAAUCAAUGUUAUGAAUAUGAACCUGGACGAAAUAGUGCACUUCAGAUACAAGGAAAUCCACAUGUACUCUGAUGAAUCGAAAAAACCACCAGUGGGCGAGGGCCUGAACAGACGGGCUCAAGUUACAUUGGACAGAGUAUAUCCUAGAAUGAAAGACACAAAAGAAAUCAUAGAUAACGUCGAUCAGGUUUUGGCGGCGAAAUUUCCAGAACAGUUGGUAGAAAUAUCAGCUAAGCAUGGUUUAAAAUUUGUCGAUUACAGGCCUGAAACUGGUUCCUGGGUCUUCAUGGUCGAACACUUCUCCAAAUAUGCCUUCACAGAGAGUGACGAAGAAGAUUGCGAAUUGACCAUUUCAAAUCAGAAAAUACUAACCACAAAGGAGGUGUUACACGGGUUGCAAAAUAAACAAAAAGUGUUGCAAACCGGAGAUAGAGUUCAAAUGGACACUGAUCUUGUGGUUAACAAUAUGAAUGAUGAUUUGGCCUCUGAAUAUGAAUGUGUUGAAGAUGAAGGUGAUCAAAGACAAGGUGAUCUUCUACACAAAUCGAUGACCAUAGACAUGGAAGGACAAGAAGAAUUUCUUAAUCCGAUUUACGAACCAAGCAAUACAGACAUUUUCUAUCAUAACUCGCACAUUCAGGUGUUGAAAGCUGCAUUUUUUUCAGAGUCAGAAUGUGCCUCUACCGUUUCUUCAGUAAAUAAUUACUCGCCUUUUAAAACAGAUAUAUUGGAUGUCAGGGCAAAACAACCAAUUCGAAAACCACCUCAAAGACCUAAAGUGUGGAAAGUUCACGUGAGCAUAGCAUCACGACCAAAUGAUUCUUGUCUCCUCAAAGCUAGCAGAUGCUAUAGUGAUUUCGGGUUGUUCAGAGGAAAAUCUUUCAAAGCCGGCUGGUGUAAUGGAUUCAAAAAUUAUAUUGCUAGAUUACCAAGGCACUCAGAUUUUGACACAUCUGUGUCAUUGUCCUUGAAUACGUUUGUAACAACAAAAAUAGAUGCAAGUCUUGUGGAUGCCAUCACUGAAUGUAUGGAAAUGGCAAGAAGAUAUAGUAGUUUCACCCUGGAAGGUGAAGAAGAAAUACCAACAUUCCAACCUAUUAAAGAUAGAAAUUAUCUGAUUUCUUGUCAUAAAAUAUUUCAGAAGGCGUCUGAAGUAAAAGGAAUAUCCCAAUUUUUAUUCAAUGAUGUUUGGUCGUUAUGUAAUGCCUUAUGGGGACCUGGUAGAACAACAGCUCCUUUUGUGAAAAGCCGCUUGGUUUCAUGGUUGAAGAAUUCAGUUAAGGAUAAAGUGCCUAAAAAUACACUUACACAAGUUCAGACCAUUGAUGACAAGUUAGACCUCAUAUUUCAUCAUCUUUCUUGUUUCAAUAUCGUAGAAGCUUCACAAGUAGCAAUGGAUGCUGAUAUGCCUUCUCUAGCUAUGAUUAUUUCACAAAUAAAUCUUACAAAUAAACUUAAAACUCAAAUGAAAUACCAGCUGGAGUGUUGGUACAAAGAUAUGUUUGUUGAUUAUAUGAGUCAUAAAGUUCUGAAAAUAUAUUUGUUGCUUUCUGGAAAUUCUCAUGAUCAGAACAUUGAUAUUUUCGAAGAUUUGGAAUGGAAAAGGACUUUCGGUUUAUACUUAUGGUAUUUAACCAGUGAUGGCUCACCAUUGCAAGAAGCUAUUGCUGCUUAUACAAAUGGUUUUUCCAAAAACAAUUGUGCUGCUGAACCAAAACCUUCAUAUAGUAAUGAUGAAGAAACAACCUGCUAUGAUAUUCUCUAUCACAUACUGCAGCUGUAUAAAAAUAACACUCACAGAUUAGUGAAGGUUUUACAUCCUGAAACUUACACUUCUGUCAAGACAGAUUUUCAACUAUCAUGGUUGCUGUUGAUAUUUUUCCAAUCAAUCAAUGUGGGAUUAAUAGAUGAAUGUGAAAAAACACAUCUACACACAAGCUUUGCAUCGCAACUGGAAGAAAAUGGUUUAUGGAACUAUGCAAUUUUACCUUUGCUAUAUCUCAAAAAUGAUUCUCUGAAAAAGAAUUUGGUGAUAGGCAUUUUAAAUAGAAACUUGUCCAAUGAGGAUGAUCCAGAAAUUGAAAAAAAACUGAUUGAAGAUUUUCAUGUACCACCUGUUUGGAUUGAAACUGUGAAAUCUUGGAAGGAACAUACUAUUGUUAAAAGCAAAUGAUUUUACGAUUUCUGUUGAAUAUUUAUUUGCAUGUAUGUCAAAUAUGUAAAAUCUCAAAAAAAAAAAAAAAUUAUUGUUAAAAUCCAAUAUUUUUACUAUCACCAUUGUGUGUUAAUCUUUGAAGAAAAUUUUCUAAGGCUCUUAUGUAAUACUUUAAUUAAUUAAUAAAACUGUCAUUUUUC
This is a messenger RNA of Harmonia axyridis, 4996 nucleotides long. RefSeq names its product nuclear pore complex protein Nup98-Nup96 (gene Nup98-96). Gene Ontology annotation, cellular component: nuclear pore cytoplasmic filaments; nuclear pore. Gene Ontology annotation, biological process: RNA export from nucleus; protein import into nucleus; post-transcriptional tethering of RNA polymerase II gene DNA at nuclear periphery. Gene Ontology annotation, molecular function: structural constituent of nuclear pore. The transcript has 15 exons. The coding region runs from base 240 to 4814 and encodes 1524 amino acids. Lineage: Eukaryota; Metazoa; Arthropoda; Insecta; Coleoptera; Coccinellidae. The record is from RefSeq and is a predicted model, not a curated record.